This is a messenger RNA of Diceros bicornis minor, 1455 nucleotides long. RefSeq names its product ankyrin repeat domain 39 (gene ANKRD39). The coding region runs from base 16 to 567 and encodes 183 amino acids. The transcript is spliced from 4 exons. Gene Ontology annotation, molecular function: protein binding. The record is from RefSeq and is a predicted model, not a curated record. Lineage: Eukaryota; Metazoa; Chordata; Mammalia; Perissodactyla; Rhinocerotidae.
GGACGCCGAGGCGGGAUGGCGGCGCCGCGGGGCUGCGCGGACGGGCCCUGCUGCUCCCGCGCCGGCGCGGCGGCCGGCGUGCAGCAGACGCUCGACGAGAUGGACUUCGAGAGGGGAAUCUGGUCGGCAGCCCUGAAUGGAGACCUGGGCCGAGUGAAGUAUUUAAUCCAGAAGGCAGCGGACCCUAGUCAGCCCGACUCGGCCGGCUACACCGCUCUGCACUAUGCCAGCCGCAAUGGGCACUACGCCGUAUGCCAGUUCCUGCUGGAAAGUGGGGCUAAGUGUGAUGCCCAAACCCACGGGGGUGCCACUGCCCUGCACCGGGCCAGCUACUGUGGCCACACUGACAUCGCACGGCUUCUGCUUUCUCAUGGGUCCAACCCCAGGUUGGUAGAUGACGAUGGCAUGACCAGUCUACAUAAGGCUGCUGAAAAGGGUCACGUGGACAUUUGCUCCCUCCUGUUGCAACACAGCCCAGCCCUGAAGGCCGUCCGGGAUCGGAAGGCACGACUAGCAUGCGACCUGCUGCCCUGCAACAGUGACCUGCGGGACCUGCUGGCCAGCUGAAUCGCCACCCUUCUGUCUCAGGCUGCCACACAGACUAGCUCUCCAAGCCCUCGCCUUGGUCAGCAUGCAUGGUGCAAGGUGGGAAACUGAGGCUAGAAGACUCAGGAAGAACCCCAUUCUGGCCACUGUGGAAGUGAGGGAGUGGAUUUAGUGGGGCUACAAGUGCUUAAGCCUGGACAAAUGGUCAUAUUCUAAAUUAGUUCAUAUGGAAACAUCCAUUUGGAAAAAGUAAAGUUAUAUCCUUACCUCAUCCCAUGCACAAACAUAAAUUUCAAGUAGAUUAAAUAUCUAAAUAUAAAAACACAAAACUAUGUAAGUAUUAGAAGAAACUAUGGAAGAUAUGACAAAUUAAAAGCUGCUUUCUAGCCACAUGACCUUGGUCCAGAUCACUUUCCCGGCGUGUCUCUGUUUCCUCAUCUGUAAGAUGAGCAUGAUUACAAUGGGCCCUGCCUCCAGGUCAGCGUGGGGAUUAAAUGAGGGAGGAUGUGGAGAGAGUGGCCCUGCACGCAGUGUAUCAGAGCACCCACUGCCCCCAGACCUGAUCAGCACUCGUUUAUACCAUAAUUUCAUUAAUUUUAACAAUCUGAUAAACAAGUGCUAUUGCUUUGUUUUAUUUUGCAUUGCUAAUUACUAGUGAGGCUGAACACCUGUCUUCUGUGAACUUCCUGUCCAUACCCUUUGCCCAUUUAAAAUUUUUUUCUUUUUUUGGUUUAUAGUUGUUGUUUAUGUAUUCUGGAUAUUGAUCCUUUGCGUUAUAUAUAUAUAUAUAUAUAUUUUUUUUUUUUUCUGUCAUGCUGUCAUUUAACUUUGUUGGUAUCUGUUCAUGGAAAUGGUACAGCCACUGUAGAUGGCAGUUUGGCAGUAUCUGUUAAAAUUUAAAUAAUCAGG